This is a messenger RNA of Sinocyclocheilus anshuiensis, 1066 nucleotides long. Its product is annotated as 14-3-3 protein epsilon-like. NCBI's taxonomy places the organism in Eukaryota, Metazoa, Chordata, Actinopteri, Cypriniformes, Cyprinidae. The record is from RefSeq and is a predicted model, not a curated record. The transcript has 6 exons. The coding region runs from base 199 to 966 and encodes 255 amino acids.
GACUCGAAGUUCCCGGAUGGAGUUUCAUCGCCAUAUUUAGUCGCCGGCAGGAUACGAGGAUUUUAAGCUGCUGUUGCUACACCAAGUAUCCCAAUAUAACAUAUCUAUUCCGUUUUGUACACCAUUUGCAUCCGUCUGUACAAACAGACAGCGUCUCUUACCUUCACCCUGUCCACCUCCUCGCGGUCCCCAGUAAUCAUGGCAGAUCGAGAGCACUUGGUUUAUCAGGCUAAGCUAGCAGAACAAGCCGAGAGAUACGAUGAAAUGGUGGAGUCUAUGAAGAGCGUUGCAGGAAAGGACACCGAGCUCACGGUAGAGGAGAGAAACCUGUUGUCGGUGGCGUAUAAGAACGUGAUUGGAGCUCGACGAGCCUCCUGGAGGAUCAUCAGCAGCAUUGAGCAGAAAGAGGAGAGCAAGGGAGGAGAGGGCAAACUCAAAAUGAUCCGCGAAUACAGACAAGCGGUUGAGAAUGAGCUGAAAUCUGUUUGCAAUGACAUACUGGAUGUACUGGACAAACACCUCAUUCCUGCAGCCAACACAGGGGAGUCCAAAGUUUUCUACUACAAAAUGAAAGGCGACUACGACAGGUACCUAGCAGAGUUUGCCACAGGUAAUGACAGGAAGGAAGCAGCGGAGAACAGUUUGGUGGCGUAUAAAGCUGCCAGUGACAUCGCCAUGAUUGAGCUCCCCCCCACACAUCCCAUCCGGCUCGGCCUCGCUCUCAACUUCUCCGUCUUCUACUACGAGAUCCUUAAUUCCCCCGACCGCGCCUGCAGGUUGGCGAAGGCGGCGUUUGACGAUGCGAUAGCGGAGCUGGACACGCUGAGUGAGGACAGUUACAAGGACUCGACGCUCAUCAUGCAGCUGUUACGGGACAACCUGACGCUCUGGACCUCAGACACACAGGGAGACGGUGAAGAACAAAAUAAAACCGCGCUGCAAGAUGCUGAGGAUGAAAAGCAGUGAGAUGUGACCGCCAACAUGCUAAACCCCCUUCUCUCCAUCUGUCUGUCUGUCUGUCUCUCUCUCUCUCUCUCUCUCUCUCUCUCUCUCUCUCUUUCUCUCU